GUAACAGCGGGACCCAUAUGUCAGCCUUCUACAUCACUUUCUUCCUCAUUAUCCUGCUCCCCCUCUUCCCCAAGCCCUUUUUGCUUGCGGCAGUGGUGCCCGCCCGCGGCGACGGCGGGGCAGCGGUGGCAGCGCGUGGCGACGGUGGGGCGGUGGUGGCCGCGCGCGGCGACGAUGGGGCGGCGGUGCUCGUGCCCGACGACGACGGGGCGACGGUGGCCGGGUGCGACGACGACGGAGCGUUCCUCCUAAUGGCGACCCUACUACUUAUUGCUCGUCUCCCCACUCGGCACCCCCCAUCUCUCUUUGUGCCAAAGAUCCUACAAACUCGCCUCGCGAAUAACGAUGGCAUCGUCGCUGCCGUCGUCUGACCCGUCCUUGGAGACCGCAGAGGAAGGAGAGGGAAGACGUCGGCUCCCUGUGGAUGGUGGCCGCGGCGCAAGGAGACGAGAGGAUGUGGUGUGGUAGCGGAGCUGGAGGGAGAGGAGAAGCUCGGGUAGAGGAGAGCUGGGGGAUAGCCAGCCUAGGAGGCUGGCCAAUAUUAGCCAGUGGGUGGGCUUGAAUGGAGAGGCAAUGGAGAGUUUGUUGGAGGAGUGUUUUUGGUUCAUUUGUCAAAUUUUUAGCUUGGAGAGCUUAGUAGAGAAGCUGUCGGAGAUGCUCUUAUUGGGCUUGGGCUUGAGCUUGAAAACUCGGCCACUAUAUCAACUGAGGUCAAGAGAUAUAAGCCCAUAUAUAUACGCUAGUAUGGAGAUUUCACCAUGAACGUCCUACUAGUACUCAGAAAUCAUACUAGUACACGUAACAAUCCAAUUCAGUAUCCAACUAGCUCAAUUUAUUUGUUCCAACAGCAUCACAUGUACUGUAUAUGCACAAGGAUCACACAGCUAGCACCAGUUAAGCUCGUCCCAGCGCCACACGAAAAUGUAACCAAGGACGGUCGCGAUCGUCACUUCUAGCUACUACAACCAAUAUACAUAGUACAUACUGCAAAUCUGCAAUCUGCAAAGCGCUGCAACACCACACGCGACAGAUACUUCAUCAUCAGGUGCCCUCCGCCCCGGACAUCUUGCUCAGCCUGCUGGGCUGCUUGGAGUCCUU
Molecule: messenger RNA, 1098 nt
Organism: Oryza sativa Japonica Group (Japanese rice)
Lineage: Eukaryota; Viridiplantae; Streptophyta; Magnoliopsida; Poales; Poaceae
Source: RefSeq, a predicted model, not a curated record